Messenger RNA from Paramecium sonneborni, 1169 nucleotides. The record is from the annotation of a GenBank genome assembly. Lineage: Eukaryota; Ciliophora; Oligohymenophorea; Peniculida; Parameciidae.
AUGUCCAUAAAAGUUUCUGAUUUUUUGCAAAUGGAUAGAUUAUAAGAUUACUUUUAAAAAAUUUAAGAAGAGAAUGAUAAAUAACUUAAAAUUUAAGAACUUACAACAAAAUUAAUUGAAAAAUCACAAUAAAGACUUAAGUAAAUAUAAAAUUAAUUAGAUUGUAGAAUAGGAAUUAAAGAGUUGAUUAAAGAUUUAAUUAAAAACUAAAAAAUCUGAAAGAGCUCAAUACAUUUAUUGAUAUGAAAUAAAAGAUUGUUGAUUCUAAUUUGUUAAAUGAUAAUAGACUUAUGGAUUAAAUAUAAAUUGAAUUCAAUAAUGCAUAAACAAAAACUUAAGAGGAUUGGAUUUAAAAACAAUUGAAUUAGGAUUCCACUUUAAAAACUUAGAAAAAGCAAUCCUUUUCUACAUAUUCCACUAAGAAUUUUUCAUAAUCAAAUUCAGUUGCUCCUAUAAAAAGGGUACUUGAUAAUACAUUUAUGACAUAAACUAUAUAGAAUUUUGUAAUAGAACCAAGAUCCACUAGUUCAUAAAUGUGUAAUGGUUCAUAUAAUUUUGAAAAUUUAAUUGAGAAUGGAUUAUUAACCAAAAAUUAAAAUUCAAUAAAACUUACAGUCUCUAAAUAUUAUUCAAAAUAUUAAAACAAGACAAAUGAAUUCAUAAAAAACAUGAAAUUUAAUUGUAUUGCAAAAUAUAAACCAAUUUAAGAAAAAUUAAAUAAAAAAGAAAUCAAAUUAUCAAUUAAUAAUUCUCAAUAUUCACCUAUAAAAUCAAGAGGAAAACCAUAAACGUGUUAGGUUAGUGAAAUAAAUUAAUUAAACCCUUAAAAAAAAGAAAAUUUUUAAGAAUCAUCUUUAGAAAAUUAAAAAUCAAUCAAUAAAGUUAAUUUGAUUGAGAAAUUUUCAAAUGAAAGAACAAAAAAUCUUUAGACAAUGAUUAAUUAUUACGAAAAUUCGAAUGGAUAAAUUGAUAAAAGAUUUAAAACACCAUAGUAUCGUAAAAGAAUAGGACAAUCUUUUCUUAAAUUUAAUAAAUCUUUGACUGAAGUAGAAUCUGAACUAAAUAAAUCAAGUUAAGUUAAUAAUGAAAUUUUAAGGAAGAUGGAAUCAAUUGUAAAUAAUGUUUAUGAUAGAUAUUAGACAUAAUAAAGUUCUUAUAAUUUUUAUUGA